Messenger RNA from Haliotis rufescens (red abalone), 2297 nucleotides. Its product is annotated as neuronal acetylcholine receptor subunit alpha-10-like. Gene Ontology annotation, molecular function: acetylcholine-gated monoatomic cation-selective channel activity; transmembrane signaling receptor activity. NCBI's taxonomy places the organism in Eukaryota, Metazoa, Mollusca, Gastropoda, Lepetellida, Haliotidae. The record is from RefSeq and is a predicted model, not a curated record. Gene Ontology annotation, biological process: monoatomic ion transmembrane transport; nervous system process; regulation of membrane potential. Bases 131 to 1555 code for a protein of 474 amino acids. Gene Ontology annotation, cellular component: synapse; neuron projection; postsynaptic membrane. The transcript has 7 exons.
UAUAGGUCCGGAAUAGGGCACGAGGUCCCAAAUUGCUUACUUACUGAAACAAUUUUCUGAAUAAUCUCAGGAAACUGACAGGACUAUGAAACUGGGCAACAGACUGUGAUUCAUUGGAAAGUUUACCGAAAUGGCUAGCCUGGGAAUAAUCAUUGUCGCAUUCUUCGGAACGUUAGUGACAGUUACCCAUGGCAACCAGACUGCACUGAUGGACAAGCUGUUUGCAAAUUAUAUCAGUUAUGCGCGGCCAAAUUGUGGAACAGACGCUCCCAUAGAGUUAAAAAUUGGCAUUGCCAUAAGACAGGUCAUUGAACUGGAUGAACCUCAUCAAAUAUUGACAGCCAACGCCUGGAUUCGUUUGAACUGGUACGACUGUCAGAUGACGUGGAACGCCACUGAAUAUGGGGGCAUCUCACAGCUUAUCCUCCCCUAUACGAAAGUAUGGACACCGGAUAUUACUCUAUAUGACAACGCCGAUGACGAACUUGUUGGACUCAAGGACUACCGCCCUACCUUCAACUCAGACGGUUCUGCCAGCUACAACUUCCCCACAAUCAUAACCAGCCUCUGCAAAGUCGACGUCACCUACUUCCCCUUCGACAGACAAUCCUGCGCCCUACGCUUCGGCUCUUGGGCCUUCAACGGAUUUCAGAUCAACUCCACUAACAGAGACAGCGCCGGGGACAUGUCCAGCUUCAAAGUCAACAGCGAGUGGGACUUGGUGAGUGUUCCCGUGGAACGACAUGAGCUGUACUAUGGUUGCUGCCCGGAACCCUAUCCUGACGUGACGUUCUACGUCAAUCUACGACGCAAGCCGUUCUUCUACUUGCUGAACCUGCUGUUUCCGUGUAUUUUGAUCUCUGCUGUAGCUCUGCUGGGCUUUAUACUACCCCCAGACGCCGGGGAGAAGGUGUCGCUGGAGAUCACAGUGUUGCUAUCGCUGUCUGUGUUCAUGCUGGUGGUAUCUGAUACGUUGCCGCCAACGUCUGACAACUUCCCUUAUUUAGGAAUCUACUUCUGCCUGUCUAUGGCGCUGGUGACCCUGUCCACGGUCCUCACAGUAAUCGUGCUGAACGUGCAUUACAAGGGUCAGAAUAGUGUCCGUGUUCCUCGGUGGGUGAGGAGCCUGUUUCUUGGGACUCUUGCGCAGUGCCUGUGUGCGAAGGAUGAACCACAACAUCGUCCCGCGAAGGUCUCCUCCAAGUGUGACCCUGAACUUUAUCGCAAGUUUGCGGGUUUGACUAAGUCUACGUCUAAGCUACAAACGGGCGUUUCCAGUAAGAAAAACCAAAAUGGAUCAGAGCUAAAUGACUCUCUAAAGUCUGAAGAACACGACUGCAUGCGAUCGUCUCCCUUGAACAAAGUGAUGGAAGAACAGCUAGCGGUCCUUAAGCAGAUCAACAAUCGGUACGUCGAGAAGGAAGACGCUGAAUAUAUCGAGGACGAGUGGAAGAAAGUGGCAGUUGUGAUGGACCGACUGUUCCUCCUUAUGUUCUUCAUUUUGACUGUGGUUUCUACUUUGGGGGCUUUGAUGCAGUGUUUCCUCAACGUAUGAGUUUCGGCAAGCAUCAUGGCAUGUCCCGACAAGGACACGCCAUACGCCAUACAUAUACAUUACCACAAAUAAUAUCCCCUUGUGUUAACCCAUACGGCGUGUCAGAGUCGGGGAUUACAAAUAUUAUAUAUGUAAAUAAAGCGACAAAACCCUUCCCAUAUCUAAUAGACAUCUCUGCAUAAAGCAGAGUCGAUUACGAUUCCGACUAUAUCAUAAACAUGUGUUUGAGGCCAGGUGUUUGCGAAAAGGUGAACGUAUCCUGCCCAACCGGUGGCACCCGUCACACACACACACAUGCAAAGGCGAGUCAAUUGUUCACUUUAAAAAACACAGGAACAUAUGGUCAAAAUAGGGAACUGCAUCGGGCAUCAUUGAAGCCAGGGAUGGGGUGAUAUUCAUGGUGUGAGCGAGAGAGUGCAGUCUGUCUGUCCCCAUUGAUACACUACCUUGCUUGUGGGCGGUACAUGAAUCAGCUAAUGUGUCGAGGAAACAUAAACUUAGAACAUGUUUUUAGUUUACACCAGGUCUGUGUCACCAUGACACGAGCCGGUCGAAUAUGAGCUGACAUUUACAAGCCUAAUAAUAUCGUCAAAGCAAUGGCAAAGAGUUUAUGUAUCAAUGGUGAGUGAGUGAGUUGGGUUCAACGCCGCUUUUAACAGUACUCCAGUUAUAUCACGGCGGGUCAGCUUAAUGUGGGAGGAAAGCCCCAAGUGAUGCAGGUCUCAGACGUUUACAACUUCGG